AUGUUGAGGUUUGUGCUGUUCGUAGUACUGCUGAGCCUGUGCAAUGCUCAGGCACCUGUCUGUGACCCUACUUUGACGUCGUUCCAUGCGGACAAGUUGAGUUGUACUCAGUACUAUACCUGUUUCAACGGAGUGGCUACACUGCAAACGUGCCCAGAUCAGAAGUACUACGAUGCUUCCCGUACGCUCUGUGAUAUACCCGCGAAUGUACCCUGCACCAUCGGACCGUGCACCGGAACCACCGGGUUGACGACUGUGGCGAUUCCAGGCGACUGCACUGGUUACAAGCUAUGCUUGAAUGGCACCGAGUUCGACAUGAAGUGCGCCACUGGAACGUUGUAUGAUGCAACCUAUGGAGACUGCGUAAUGGCAAAGAACAGCAAGUGCGAGGAGAACCCGUGCCUCACUGUCGAUCCGGCCACCGCAUCACCUUCCACAUUUUAUCCGUCUUCAAAGUUGUGCAAAAACUAUAUUAUCUGCAACAAGCAGACUCCAGUAGUACGCACAUGUCUCAGUGCUACCGUGUUUAGCCCUACCGUUGCCAAAUGCGUUCCUCCGGCAGAAUAUACUUGUCCACCUGGCACUUUUUGA
This is a messenger RNA of Anopheles coustani, 591 nucleotides long. RefSeq names its product peritrophin-44-like. NCBI's taxonomy places the organism in Eukaryota, Metazoa, Arthropoda, Insecta, Diptera, Culicidae. Gene Ontology annotation, cellular component: extracellular region. Bases 1 to 591 code for a protein of 196 amino acids. The transcript is spliced from 2 exons. The record is from RefSeq and is a predicted model, not a curated record. Gene Ontology annotation, molecular function: chitin binding.